This is a messenger RNA of Contarinia nasturtii (swede midge), 938 nucleotides long. RefSeq names its product L-xylulose reductase-like. The record is from RefSeq and is a predicted model, not a curated record. Bases 127 to 852 code for a protein of 241 amino acids. Gene Ontology annotation, molecular function: carbonyl reductase (NADPH) activity; L-xylulose reductase (NADPH) activity. The transcript has 3 exons. Gene Ontology annotation, biological process: glucose metabolic process; xylulose metabolic process. Lineage: Eukaryota; Metazoa; Arthropoda; Insecta; Diptera; Cecidomyiidae.
AGUGUAAAAUUGCAAGCGUAGUUUUCACAAAUGCAUCGUAUUUGUUCGAAGCGGGUAUAAAUUCGUUGAGAUUUCAUUAAAAAUGUUUAGUCUGAAUUUCAACCUCUGCUCUCUUCUAAAUAUAAAAUGGAUCAGGACUUCAAAGGCAAAACAUAUGUUAUUACUGGUGCCGGUCGUGGUAUCGGAAGAGAAGUUCUCGAACGUCUCCAUUCAUAUGGAGCCACAGUGUAUGCGAUUGAUAUGUCGCCGAUGGACGAUUUAAAAACAUAUUCAAAUGUCAUUACUCUAUCGUUAGACCUGAGCAGUUGGAGUUAUGCUCGCACACAUUUAACAGAAGCUUUUAAAAAUGUACAAAUCGAUGGUUUAGUUAAUAAUGCAGGAAUUACCAUUUGCAAACCAUUUGAAGAGCUCACAGAAGAUGACUAUGAUAAAGUGAUGAAUAUCAACGUUAAAGCUGUGUUCAAUAUAACACAAGUUCUAUCAAGUUCAAUAAAAAACGGCGGUAGCAUUGCGAAUCUUUCAUCGUUGGCUGGAUUGCGAGCAUUCCCCGAACAUUCUUUAUAUCAUAUAUCCAAGGCUGGCGUUGAUGCAAUGACCCGUGCUCUGGCACUUGAAUUUGGAGCACGAAAUAUUCGUGUGAAUAGUGUUAAUCCAACUGCGUGCAUGACAGAAAUGGGACGCUUCAUUUGGAGCGAUAAAACUAAGGCUGAAGGACUUUGGAGCAGAAUUCCAUUGUACCGUUUCGCUGAAUUACGUGAAGUUGUCGAUCCAAUUCUCUUCUUUCUUGGCAACCAAUCAUCUUUUAUAAACGGAGUACAAUUGCCAAUUGAAGGCGGAUUCUCGGCGUGCUAAAUAUUUCACAACAUUAUUUGCAAUUUAACAAUUUCAUUGUUUUAUUAAACUGUGACGAAAAUAUAAAUAAUAUUUUAUCAAAAUUA